This is a messenger RNA of Nycticebus coucang (slow loris), 2523 nucleotides long. It is a transcript of the gene KLLN, whose product is annotated as killin, p53 regulated DNA replication inhibitor. The record is from RefSeq and is a predicted model, not a curated record. Lineage: Eukaryota; Metazoa; Chordata; Mammalia; Primates; Lorisidae.
AUGCAGGGACAGUCCCUGCAGCGAGGACCUCCUUUCCCUGACUGCGCCCCUAGAUUUCCCCGGAAUGGCCGGCAUCCACUCUUCCCUUUUGCACUGCUGUCGGAUCACAGUCGUUCGCAGCCUUUGCCUAGCCAUUUCCCCAUCCCCCUUGUCCUCAAGGUGUCAGUCUUAGCACAAAGAACAACCUCCUAUUGUGUCUCCAGCGUGGAUCACCUCAUCCGGCUCCCUUCCACGGCCCCACCUCUCGCUUCCCCGGCAACUCUGCUCAGGCUACCUUGCCCCGCCCCCUUUUGGCCUCUGAGAAAACGUGGCAGUGCGGAUCGCCCGGGGCAACCGGUUGGCGCUACCAGGCCUGGCCGUUUACACGCGUGGCCGAGGACCCGGCCCGAGUGCGAAGUACUGAACGGUAGGAAGCUGCAGCCCCGCGAGUGGGCGGGGCGAGGAGGCUCUGGAGGGUUCAAAAGGAGGUGGAGGGAUACACGGGCCGCAGUCGGAACUACUUUCUGAAGGGGGUCACGUGUUCUAGUUGGGGAACUUUCCAAAUUCCCACUCCCCUAUGAUAGCUCCGGAGGCAAGUGUUAUGCGUCCUUUGCCUAGGGAGCCUCGGCCGGCUGCAAGCAACGGGACCAGAGUCCCAUCCCGGUCGCGGCGGGAAAAGGGGAUCAGAUGAGCCUCCCGGAGGAGCGCUGUCGGGGCUAGCGCUGGCGGAACUGGUUACACAAGCACCCACAUCCCAACACGUGCCUCCGCCUCCCGGCUUGCUGGCCGCUGCCAAUUCUUGCAGAAUACCGGAACGGAGACCCCAGGCUGGACCCACUCUUGGGCAUGCGACCAACAGAGCAAGCCAAAGGCCGAGAACUGACACUCUGCUCUGGAUCGACCUUUCCUGCGCGUUCCCAAUAACGUGGGAAAAGAAGCCCGGCGCAAGGGAUCUGGGGAAUCUCCCUCGCUGAUGCCCUGCCACUUCGAGUGAACCCUUUUGGUUCUGUGCUCCCGAAGCAAAAGGGUAUCUCCAGGUGCAGCUCGCUGCUUGGAUUCCCUAGUGUUGCAACAAACUUCCAAUCACUACCCCUGAGCUGGUGAGCGCGCCCCACCUACUGUAGACUCAGCCAAGUGACGUAUCUGGUCCGGGAACCUAGUCAAGGGCCUAUCAGCCCCAAACGAACCUAUAAAGUCUGCUUACAGCCCCGGAUUGGUUGACCUGUCCUCAUGAGAGCGCUUGUUCAGAAAUGCUGAGCUGAAGUACAUUUCCCCUGACACCAGAAAGCUACAAAGUAGUCCCCGUUAUGCAUAAAAGAGAAUGGGCUUCAACAUCAAUCUAGGAUUUUAUUUUUUCCCUGGGGAAGUAGAACCCAAGAUGACAAUUCAAGUCCAAAAUAUCUUAUUUGAAACCUAGGCUAGGCACUCGGGUGUUUUUCAAAAUUUGAGAAAAUGAGAAUCUGUGUGUGUUGCCAUAAUUGUGAGUAGAGCGUGAUAAGGUCUGAAGAGGAUUUAUGCAGGGUGUAAAAAGAUUGUAUAUGUGCACAUCAUAGUUGCAGGUAGCCCCUGAAGACUAGAAUUCCCAAGAGGCCUAGCUCAGAAAGCCACAGGCCAUUACCUAACUCAAGGACUACUAAUUAAACCAAGGAUAUUUACAGUAUUCUUAGAGAGCUCUGAGGCUCUAUAAAACUUUGCAUUUAUAUACCGCGCCUUUUUAAGACACCUCUCUGGUAGUUAACCUGCUGAAGCGUUGAUGUUUAUAUUUAUCCAAGGAUGGUUUUGUGCAUGGUUCCGGUUAGCUUGAGAGAAGAAGGGACUACAAGUGGAAAAGAAAAUGGAGAGAAAUCAGAAAAGAGUAAGAGAAAUGCCUCUAUUUGCUUUACAAAGAUACAAGUCCUGUCCACACAGCCUAGUGCGAGCUAGAGAUUUCAUUUUACAAGUAACCAAAGAUAAGGAGUCCCUGAUGUCUAGGUGUUUUGCUAGAUUGCAUGGUAAAAACUUGAGCUGUACUCAAUUGCAUAUUAACCACUGCUUGGUUGAAAAAAGGGAAAUGAAGAUGAACUUAAAUAAAGGAAAGUAGAUUGGGGAGGGGUACAAUGUUCAACACUUAUUUCUCAAUUUGCUGAUUUUUGUCCCCAUAGCACCUGUUACUAGCACUGCCCUAUUCUGCCCCUCCCCUGGAGCCUACCCCUAUGUGACCAUUAGUCUCAGGAUCUGAGAAGCUCUUAAACAUGCUUACUUGGAAGAAAAUGAAGCAGGGUUCACUCCUGUCUCUUCAAUUCCGUGACACAGAAUUACUGUGGAGCAGAGAAGAUUUGCAUCACCAGCACCAAAGUGCUGGAAUAUGACACCACCCAGCAAGCACUUCCAUCUGGCUGAAGGAAGAAAACGGGAAAUAGGUUUUGCUGCUUCUCUAAACAUCAGGUUCCUCUACUUCACUCUAGUGGUGAAUGAAAGGAUCACCAAUGUUGGCAGAAACUUAGCCAGCUUGACAGCAACAUCAGGUGGUUAUUAGGAACUGCUGAUUAAAAACCUCCUCCUAUU